Molecule: messenger RNA, 1850 nt
Organism: Triticum urartu
Lineage: Eukaryota; Viridiplantae; Streptophyta; Magnoliopsida; Poales; Poaceae
Product: methyltransferase C9orf114 protein
Source: RefSeq, a predicted model, not a curated record
GACACGCACGGGAGAGGAAGCCACGCUCCCCAAACCCUUCGCCCAGCCAGUUCCCAUUAAAAAAAAGACCCAAACCCCACAAAUCCAUCCCGGCCGACCGCCGCCGCCGCCGUUGCCACCCCCACCGCCAUGAAUCCGGCAUGCGCGGAGGCAGCAGCCGCCAAGAAGUCCCGGCACAAGGACAAGAAGGAGAAGAAAAACAAGCGCAAAGACACCGCGGAGCACCUCGGCGGCGAGCCCGCGACGGCCGACGAGGAAGCCGUCCACAAGAAGAAGAAGAAGAAGAAGCACGCGAAGGAGGAGGAGGAGGCGGAUCCGAAGGGGAAGCCGACGGUGAGCAUCGCCGUCGCCGGUUCCGUCAUCGACAACGCCCAGUCCCUCGAGCUUGCCACCCUCCUGGCCGGUCAGAUAGCCCGCGCGGCGGCCGUAUUCCGCAUCGACGAGAUCGUUGUCUUCGACAGCAGCCCACCUGCGGAGAACGGCGGCGGCGGUGCCGAAGACGAAGAGGAGAGCGGUGCGCGGUUCCUCGUUCGCAUACUGGAGUAUCUGGAGACGCCGCAGUACCUGCGCCGCCGUCUCUUCCCAAUGCACAAGAACUUUAAAUAUGUGGGGUUGCUUCCGCCGCUGGACGCGCCGCACCAUGUGCGCAAGCAUGAGUGGUCUGAAUUUCGUGAAGGUGUAACAUUGGGCGGGGAUCGUUCAAAGGGUACACUUGUUGAUGUUGGGUUAAGUCAGAACGUUCUGGUUGAGCAAAUCCUAGAACAAGGAAAAAGGGUAACUGUAGCCAUGGGAACCAACAGAGACCUUACACCAGCUUGUAUAAGGAAAGUCGUUCCUCCGUCCUCACCCAGCGAAGAAAUGGGAUCAUAUUGGGGCUAUAAAGUCCGCUAUGCUUCAAAUUUAAGUGGUGUUAUCAAUGAUUCACCAUACAAGGAAGGAUAUGAUCAUAUCAUUGGCACUUCUGAGCAUGGUGAAACCAUUAUUUCAUCUGAGCUAAUCUUACCUUCAUUCAGGCACCUUUUAAUUGCGUUUGGUGGACUGGCUGGGCUGGAAGAAAGCAUCGAAGAGGACCCAAAUCUGAAUGGCAAAGGUGCAAAUGAUGUAUUCGCAUCUUAUUUUAAUACAUGCCCCAACCAAGGUAGCAGAACAAUAAGGACAGAGGAGGCACUUCUCAUAUCCCUUCAGUACUUCCAAGACCCCAUCAGGCGAGCAGGGAUGUCGAAUUAGAAGGUUUUAUGCAGACACAUGCAAAUACAACAUUGCGCUUACCAAAGGAUUGGCUUUAAUGCUUGGAAUAGACAUGGAAGAUGCACCUUGGGUUUGUUUUUGAUGGUCAAUCGCUGGAUUGUACUCCCUCUGUAAACUAAUAUAAGAGCAUUUAGAUCACUAUUUUAGUAUUCUAAACGCUCUUAUAUUAGUUUACGGAGGGAGUAGCACCUACGGGUUUUCUGCUCGGGUCAAGCACUGUAAAGCAAAGAGGAGGUGCAAGAAUAGGUGAUAGCUUUAACUUCUAUUUUGAAACAGGCAAGGCACACAUUUUCAUUAUUAAGAAGAGAAUUUGCCUGGUUAAUUAGAGGAAAACUGGGCAAAAGCCAAGAUAGCUUGAACAUUGAUGCUAGCAUUGGUAGAGUUUUCUUAAGGGGGCAUUGAUAGAGUUGAGAAGAUCAGUGCCACACAAAAGAGUUUAGAGAGGGAGCAUAAUUAUCGUCGGUGAUUUGUUUUCUUUGCUCCAAAUUGGCUGAAUUGAGUGUUCUGUUUUAUUUGCUCCAAGUUGUCUUAUCUGUGGUGUAUCGCCUAUUUAUUCACACCUGGCAACUUCGUACCACUGUAUCAAGCUUCAGUUUACUGUA